Messenger RNA from Bombus impatiens (common eastern bumble bee), 1340 nucleotides. RefSeq names its product vacuolar protein sorting-associated protein 37B (gene Vps37B). NCBI's taxonomy places the organism in Eukaryota, Metazoa, Arthropoda, Insecta, Hymenoptera, Apidae. The record is from RefSeq and is a predicted model, not a curated record. Gene Ontology annotation, biological process: protein targeting to membrane; protein targeting to vacuole; ubiquitin-dependent protein catabolic process via the multivesicular body sorting pathway. The transcript has 4 exons. The coding region runs from base 345 to 998 and encodes 217 amino acids. Gene Ontology annotation, cellular component: ESCRT I complex.
UCGUGUAUCUAUUAACUUGUUAUUUUACAGUGAUUUCAAGUAAUAUCAUAUCUAUAAAUUGUGUCAUUAAUUGAAACGCAUAUUUUGAUAAAAUUUACGUGAUUAAAAUUGUAUUAAAUUUUGAUAAUUAUAUUUAAUAAUAAUCAAUUUCACAUUAUAACUAAAUUAAUAAAAUUUUUUUUUAUGUGGAAAGGUCAAUCAAUGUAUUUUUAUAUUAACCAGUGUGUAUAACAAAAUGUUGAUUCUGUGUAAUAUAAUUAAAUAAAUCGACAACAAUUUUGCUUAAAAAAUAAAAUUUAAUUCAUGAACAUUAUCAUAACCGCGAAACUGAUUAAUAUUAAAUAAUGUUUAAAUCAAAUCAGGAACCAGACAUACCUGCAGCACUAGGUCUGUUAUCACAUUUAACAAACGAUGAACUGAAGGAAUUAUUAAACGAUGAUUCAAAAUUUGAAGAUAUUGUAAAAGAUGUAAAGCAGUUUAAGAAUUUAGAAACUGAAAAAGAAUUAUUAAUGGCAAGUAAUACAUCUCUGGCAGAGUUUAAUUUAUCAAAACAACCAGAAUUACAAGAAGGUAAACAAAUAUUAAAGGAACUUAGUGAAAAAGGAAGUAGAUUAUGCAUGAGCGUAAAAGAAAAAUUGGAUGAGAUAAAAAAUAAGUCUGGGGAAAUGACUGCUGAUACUGCAUUAGAUUUAUUGCAAACAGCAGCAGCGGAAAUUGAAGAAGAAUCAGAAACCAUAGCUGAAAAAUUUCUGGCUGGAGAUAUGGAAGUAGAUGAAUUUUUAGAACAAUUUUUAUCACGUCGAAAAUUAAUGCAUCUACGUAAAGUUAAAGUAGAUAAAUUGAGAGAGUUAAUAAGAAAAUCACAUACCGCUGUUGGUCCUGGAUAUCCAAUAGCUAGUAAUUUUAGAAGUCUAGCUCCUGCUGUUCCUUAUCCAGCUGGACCUGUUUCAAUGCCAAUGCCUGUACCAUCUGGUUUUCCAUAUUUUAAACCAUACUAAGUUACAUUUAUUACAAUACAGCAUUGUAUUGCAAUCAGUUAAGUUUUUAAAUAUUGAAUUUUCUUUAAUGUAUAAGAAAUACGUAAUUUUAAUUAACAAUAUUUUUAAGUGAUUAACGCAUAUGAUACAUCAAAAUAUUUGUAACAUUUAAUUAAUAGAUAAUAUAAUUAAGAUAAUUUACAACCAAUGUAUUAGAUUUUGUAAUGUUAUUGUGAUAUAUUAAAAUAGAUUCGUUUUCUGAAAUAAAUAUGUUAAAAUAUAUAAUAUAAACUGUAUGUACACGUUUUUGAUAUUGGGGUUAAUGAAAUAAACAUGUAAAUGUUAUCAUGUUCCACAUAGACA